Messenger RNA from Microcebus murinus (gray mouse lemur), 3848 nucleotides. It is a transcript of the gene TMEM65, whose product is annotated as transmembrane protein 65. The record is from RefSeq and is a predicted model, not a curated record. Gene Ontology annotation, cellular component: mitochondrion. Lineage: Eukaryota; Metazoa; Chordata; Mammalia; Primates; Cheirogaleidae. Gene Ontology annotation, biological process: cardiac ventricle development; regulation of cardiac conduction.
CCGCUAGGGGUAGCGGCGGCAGCGGCGGCGGCCUGAGGACGCGGCUGCUUUGAGGGCUCGGGAACCCCACAGAGUGGGGACGUGGGGAGGCGAGAGGGUGAGAAAGCUGGCGGGAGAGGAGGGCGGCGCCGGAGGAGGGCGGCGCUUGGCUGACUCAUCCCUCUGGAAGAUCGGACUGACAGGCUCAUACACUCGCCGAUCCCGCCCGCCCGCGCCGCUCCUCCUCAGCCGGGAGGCGCCCGCCCGCACCGCCCGCACCACCCCGCCCGCCCUCUCCGGGAGCUCUCGGAGCCCGGCCGGCUCAGAAAGUUUUUCUCGUCGGAGGGGCCGGAACCGUCGCGGGCCUUUUGGAAGGGAAGGGGGACGGAAGAGGAGGCGACAGCCGCGCGGGCCCGCGGAGUGCAUGGUGCUCGGCGCCUCGGCUGCCGGUCAGGAGGACCUCGGGGCGGGGUCGGGCUGAGCCCAGCUGCUUCUGCCCUCAGCCUCGCCAGAAGCCGCCCGCGCAGACUGCCGCGGGGGUCCCCGCUCCUCAGCUCGCCAUGUCCCGGCUGCUGCCGCUGCUGAGCAGCCGGACCGCGCGCAGCCUGAGGCCGGGCCCGGCCGCCGCUGCCGCCGCGCCCCACCCGCCGCCCUGGUGCUGCUGCGGGCGGGGGCUGCUGGCGCUCGCGGGCCCCGCCGGCCCCCGGGGGCUGGGCACACACCCCAAGAAGGAGCCCAUGGAGGCGCUCAACACGCCGCAGGGCGCGCGCGACUUCAUCUACAGCCUGCACUCCACCGAAAGGAGCUGCCUGCUCAAGGAGCUGCACCGCUUCGAGUCCAUUGCCAUCGCCCAAGAAAAAUUGGAAGCUCUACCACCUACCCAAGGACAGCUGAGAUAUGUAUUCAUCCACAAUGCGAUACCUUUCAUAGGGUUUGGCUUUUUGGAUAAUGCAAUUAUGAUUGUUGCAGGAACCCAUAUUGAGAUGUCUAUUGGAAUUAUUUUGGGGAUUUCAACUAUGGCAGCUGCCGCCUUGGGAAACCUUGUGUCAGAUUUAGCUGGACUUGGACUUGCAGGCUAUGUUGAAGCUUUGGCUUCCAGGUUAGGCCUGUCAAUUCCUGAUCUCACACCAAAGCAAGUUGAUAUGUGGCAAACACGUGUUAGUACACAUUUGGGCAAAGCUGUUGGGGUAACAAUUGGCUGCAUUCUAGGAAUGUUUCCUUUGAUUUUCCUUGGAGGAGGUGAAGAAGAUGAAAAACUGGAAAAGAAAAAUUAAUCUUAGAAUACCUAUAAAAAGAUGUAAACUAAUGUACCUCAGUUAUUAAAAUAUGCUGUCACAACAUUUAGGAAUUAAGAGAGUAACAAUUUAUAGAUAUGGGAUCAAAUAAUUUAGCAUGUAUUAUGGAAAACACUAACUUAUUGUGGCUUGAUCUUCUUAGAACAUCUUUUUAAAAUAAAUGUUUAGUAUUAUUUUGUGUAAAUUGUUGAAAUGCUUUUUCAUCAAUGGCAGUCAACAUUUUAUUUUUUCUUUCUCUUUAUAUAUCUAUAUUAUUUAAGUAUUGGUCAUUGAUGUACUGUAUUGACUUGGGGUUUGCUUAUUUGUUACUUAAUAUGUGUACAUGCAUGAAAGCAUUUUUUUGUUCUUGUUGUUCCCUGAUGAUUACAAUUCAACCUUGAGAGUUUUCGAAAUUCCUUAAGAUGUUUAAUAUCAGUUAAAGAUUUUUUUACGCCCUUUUUGACAACAUCAAUUUUGUACUGUUUCACAGUAAACAUUUACAAUCUCAUAAUUUCAGUCAUAUUCUUAAUUCUCACAUCUAUUCAAAAUGGAUGCAGAUGCAGAUUUUAAGUAUUUGUUACUCAAUUUUCUGACUUUACUGUCUUAAGAGCCAGAGGUUAAUCAGAAAGAGCAAUUAUGUGGUCUCCCUACUACAUAAAACCAUAUAUAACAAGUGUACUUAUUUCUAGUUGAUUUUUUUACCUUUAAUUUCCCAAUUUUGAAUACUUAUAUGGUUGCUUCUGACCCCUGAGGGGAAGAAGAUGAUUAUUUUAGAAUCUUUUAAAUGGGGAUUGUGGAAUUAUGGUGAACUAAGGGAUUUGACAUGACACUUGGAAAUUAAGAGGCUAAAACUUUUUUUUUUUAGAGAAGUAGCGAAUGGGACCUGUUAAGAAGGUUUAUGGUAUAAGUGGUGAAGUUGAAGUGAUGUAGGUUAAUGAAAUACAAAUUAUAGUGUUUGAGAAGGAUUUUUUUCCUCCAGAGUGUCAUCUUCACAUCUAAAAACAUCUGAAUGGAAUGAGUUUGAAUAUUUCAUACUCAUAAUCCUAAUCUCUUUAUAUUUUGCUUAGUGAAUUUUAUUUCUGAAUAAUUUCUUUUGAAGGGAAAAUAUGUAAUAUUUUACUUUUUUGCUACAUAGUCUAAAGUUACAUGAAGGGAAAUCUUUUCUUCCUUUUGUGAUCUUUUUUCUUCUUUUGUGGUGGUCAAAGCAUAUUCUAGGUUGAAGUUACUUAUUUCUAAUCUUGUAUGUCUGACUUAAAUAUAACCAUAUAUGGAUUAUAAAUUUUGGUUUUCUGAACCCUUAAAGUUUUUUAGUGUGUGGUCUGUUACACUUGCUAAAAAAUGACUCUUACUUGUAACAGAGUAAUAAAACAUAUCUUAAAGGAGAGAAACUGAAAUUAAAAUUAAAUAAUAUUUUGGCUAUUUGAAAUUAUUUAUGUUGCUAAAUAUAUGCAAAAGAAGACAAGCUUACAGGAUGGCUGUAUUUAUAGUAAUUUUAUUUUGAAGUUUUAUUUGCACAUAAUUACUUUACAUUCUUAUUUGCAGAGAAGAUAUUUUUUUCCACAAAGCAGUUUAUUAUAACUUCUCUUUUAUGCACUUCAUAAUUAUUAAGUGCUAUCCUUUAAUCAUAGAUUUUGAAAGAAGAAAGUACAUUCUACAAUACAAAAAUAAAGAUAUAGCAAUCUUAUUAUACACAAAUAAUAUAACAUUCUUGUUGGAUCAAAUUAGAAUUAUAUAACUUAAUAUCUCAAACAGAAUUUUUGGUUUGUAUCUUCCAUAUAAUACCACACACAGACACCAAAUGAUUUUUUUUUUUAAAUUUCAGAUUGAUGGGAUUAGAGUGCUUUUUUUUUCUUUCUUUCUUUUUUUGGUAAUGUGUAAGUGCUUUUUUCCCUAGCUUGUAUAAUGAUGGUAGUCCUUUCUCUUUUCUAAAAAAAUAUUUUAUUGUGGUGCUUAACUUUUCUUAUUAAUUAAAUCCCAUAUCAGAAACCUUGCCUGUGAGUUUAGAAAGGGCUUUUGAUCAUUGUUUUUCUUAUUUUACUCUUGAAAAUAAUCUAAUCCUUGGGAAUUGUCAGUUUAAUUGAACAUCUGCAGAAUUAUUUUUAAGGUGUCAAAACGUGGAAUAUAUAACCUUCACAUUGAAAGGUAUUUCAUUUAUGGACACAAUAAAAAUUUGAAUCAUUCAGGUAAUUAAUUUUCAGAAUGGAGCCUGCUUGUGCUUAACUGAAGGUAUAUAUUUUUCCAACAUCUCGUUCUACACUAGUUUGGGCCUUUGCAAAAAGUGAUUUCUGAAGAAUGGUUCCCCAUAAGAUAAAAACUUCAUAUGAUCGUUGUUUCAUAUUACUUGCCUCCAAGAACUUUAUUUCAGGUUGAAACUGGAACUGUUUGUUUCUCAUAUUGGCUAUUUCUCUAUAGAACUAUAGUUAAAUGCAACAUGAACUACUUUAGUAGUGUUUGUUUGAAAUUUGUGUUGUCCAUGUAUUAUGAUUUAUUGACUUGUUGAUGCAUGUAAAUUGGGUGCAUUUUGUUGCCACUGUAUGUUAAAUGGUGACCAAUGUUUUUACAAAGGAAUUGAACAAAAAAAUAUCUUUUAAGAAA